AUGAAAUCCGCUUGUCUCGUCGCUAAACAGACGCCUUUCGUCGUUUCUCCCGCUUCUGACCAGAAUACGAUGGAUACUCGUAUGCAGGAAGAGGACAGUCAAGCUGUCCUGUGGAGACCCUGGCUCGUGACCAGAAACGAUGCACAAAUCGGAUGCCGGAUAAGCAAGCUUCUUUGUCCUCACACCAUACCAGUACAGCCAAGUAACACCAUGGCAGAUGGCAAACAUCAGUCUUUCCAGCAUCCUGUAAGACUGUUCUGGCCAAAGUCCAAGUCGUACGACUACCUGUACAGUGACGGAGAGGCGCUUUUGAGAAACUUUCCUGUCCAGGCCACCAUCAGCUUCUACGACGAGUCCGACAGCGAGGAAGAGGAGGAUGUUGAUGAGUGCAUGGAAGAAGAGGAGAGCGAUGACGCAAACUGUUUCAAAUCCCGCUCUCACCUCACAAACUACAACUGAACCCCGUAGCAGCCUUCCCGGGAAAAAAAAAACGCUUUCGCUCCCGUCUGUCGGUCACGUCUCCAGUUCAGCGUUCUCGAUCAGACCAGGCCCAGUGUGCAUCCAGUGCCUCAGACCCAAGAGAUUGCUGAUCUAGGAUCAGUUCCUGUCGCUCCAUGUAACUGUAUUUAUUAAGAUUAUGAAAGGGAAACAGUCUGAUCCAAAAUCAGCUCUCUUGUACUGAGAAAUGUAAUAUGUGCGACCAUAGCGCACACUUCUUUAAAACACUCACCCUGCCUGCGUUUGUCCAUCUAAAUAACUACUGACUUUGGGCGCAACACGCCUAGGCUGUAUAGCCUGAUAUUUGGUCUGUUUCAUGUAGACGAACUGGGUGAUUGUGUCUGUCACUUCAGCUGUGUGAACUCAAUGCACGCUAAGCCACGGAAACAUCAUCUUUAAAGAGCUGCAAGGUUCGUUGUUAAUGGUUCCUGGUGGGAACAGGAUUAUUGUCCACAAAUCAAUCCCACGUUGGGAUAAUUACAGAG
Molecule: messenger RNA, 983 nt
Organism: Chanos chanos (milkfish)
Lineage: Eukaryota; Metazoa; Chordata; Actinopteri; Gonorynchiformes; Chanidae
Gene: ripply1
Product: ripply transcriptional repressor 1
Exons: 4
Coding region: 1-459 (152 amino acids)
Biological process (GO): negative regulation of transcription by RNA polymerase II; embryonic pattern specification
Cellular component (GO): nucleus
Source: RefSeq, a predicted model, not a curated record